Larimichthys crocea (large yellow croaker) is the source of this 5478-nucleotide messenger RNA. It is a transcript of the gene tecpr1a, whose product is annotated as tectonin beta-propeller repeat containing 1a. The record is from RefSeq and is a predicted model, not a curated record. Gene Ontology annotation, cellular component: membrane. NCBI's taxonomy places the organism in Eukaryota, Metazoa, Chordata, Actinopteri, Sciaenidae. The transcript has 24 exons. Bases 183 to 3803 code for a protein of 1206 amino acids.
GAAGAGCUUCCUGCUUCAUGUGGAAGAGAGACUAUGAAGAGGCUGUCAGCUGGUACCGGGCACAAUAUGUUUUAGCUCCGCUGUUCAUUCAUUUCCACCUGCUGAAUGAACAGCGGUGAGCGACAUCUCACCUGCGCCGCUUCUCGGUUUGUGAGCCUCCUCUCCAGGUUCCAGGUGCAACCAUGCCCGUCUCCCUGCUAUGGGCGGUGGAUGUGUACGGGCGGGUCUACAGCCUGUCCACGGCCGGGCAGCAGUGGGAGCAGUGUCAUGACACCCAGAUGGAGUUUAAGCGGGUGGCUGCAGCUCAGCAGUGCUGCUGGGGCAUCGCCUGUGACAACAACAUCUACCUGAAUGUCCACGCCUCUGACCUGCCGGUCCGCUAUCAGGAAGAGACCUACGAGAAUCAACGAUGGAAUCCUGUCGAUGGUUUCUCGGAGCGUUUGUUACCAAGCGAUCGCUGGCAGUGGAGUGACGUCACGGGUCUGCAACAUCAACCUAUGGACAGCUUCCAGCUGCCUUCCCGCAGCUGGGAGUGGGAGGGCGACUGGUACGCGGAUGAAAAUUUUGAGGGAGAGCCCACAGAGAAAGCGGGAUGGAGCUAUGCCAUUGACUUCCCCGCCACCUACACCAAAGACAAGAAGUGGAACUCCUGUGUCCGUCGCAGGCGAUGGCUCCGCUACAGGAGGUACAAAGCCAUGGACACCUGGGCUAAGAUCCCCUCACAGCAGUCAUCUCUACCAGAUCCCUUCAGCGACAUCAGCUGUGGAGGUUGGGAGAUCAAUGAGGAACCCAGGGGCCGGCUGUCACUGUGGGCUGUGUCUCUGCAGGGCAAGGUCUGGUUCAGAGAGGGAAUCUACCACCACAAUCCUGAGGGCUGUUUGUGGGAGGAGGUGCCUCUCCCUGGGGAGGUGGUCCAAAUCAGCUGUGGCCCAGGGGAUCUGGUCUGGGCGGUGCUGUGGGAGGGGCAGCUCAUUGUCAGGGAAGGCGUCGGCCGAGACUGCCCCAAAGGUACCUCCUGGACGGUGGUGGACUCGCCCAGUCCUGGGGUGGGAGCCAUACAUGUAGCUGUGGGGAACAACGUUGUUUGGGCUUUGACCAAAGACAACAAAGUGUGGUUCAGACGCGGUGUGAACUCCCACAACCCCUGCGGCUCCGGCUGGCUCAACAUGGUGGGUGAAAUGAUCAUGGUCAACGUAGGACUCAACGACCAGGUGUUUGCUAUCAGCUGCGAGGAUCGGGCAGUGUACUUCCGACAAGGUGUGACCUCCAGUGAACUGAGUGGGAAAACCUGGAAGGCCAUCACCGUCCCCAGAGACAGAGACCGAUCCCACUCCAGUGCAAGCACAAACAGCCUGCAGAGCGCUGGAUGCUACUUCUGCGGUGAGGUGCGCGCUCAGUCCGUAGUGAGUGAUGUGGAGUCAGACACAGAGAAAGUAUCUACAGAUGGAGCCAGCUGCCUCGUCGCCUUCACCUCUCCAGAGUCCUUUGCUGAUGCCCCCGCAGACCUCUCUGACCAACCCGACGAGACCCCCAAACCCCGUAUCCCCAAAGUCACCAGCGACAGCUUCAUCUCUGAACUCGUCUCUGACCGAGGACCAGGAAAAACCGCAGCAGGAUCUGCCACUCCAGCUGUUCUGGAGGAAGAGACCUGCAUCUCUGCAGAAGGAGACUCCUGUGCUGGUGUAGCUCUGUCCCCCAGCCAGUCUGGAGGUCCUCUUGACCCCCAGUGGAGUAACGUGGAUCUGGAAGAGGCUCAGGCACAGACUGGAGCAGUGCUGGACACAGCUGAAACCAGCAGCUUGUCAUCAGUGGCCACAUAUACUCUGGCCAUUGAGGACCAGUAUGUGGUAGAUGAGCACCCUCUGUGGGCGUGGGUCAGUGGAGGAGGCUGCUCUGUGGACAGUCACUCCCAACUCAGCUGGUUCAACUGCUCUUUGAACACUUCAUCUUUGAUCCAGUCAGUCCAGUCCAUGAGUCUGUCCGUCACCCCGGCUCAGACGGCAGCCUGGCGGAAACAAAUCUUUGAGCAACUCAGUGAGAGGACCAGAAGAGAAAUUGAUAAUUUCAGACAUUUUGAACAAGCCAUAGAGCAGUCUGUGUGGGUGAAGAAGGGAACCAUGCAGUGGUGGAGAGACUGGAAGCCACACAAGUGGAUAGAUGUUCAUUUUGCCCUGGAGCAGUUCUCUGGACCGGAGGGUAACAAGGAUGGCAUCCUUUUCAUCUAUUACAACUUUUGUGAGGAGAAGAAGUACCUACACGCCUUCGUCAACGAGGUCACCAUCCUGGUUCCUGUGCUAAGUGACUCCAAACACACUUUUGCCAUCUACACUCCUGAGCGUACCAAACAGAGGUGGCCAAUCAGAUUAGCAGCAGCCACAGAGCUGGAGAUGCAUGACUGGCUGGCGUUGUUGAGCAUGUCGUGCUGCGACUCCAGGGGAAUCCAUGGUCCUCCCUCUAAACAGGCCAUCUGGUCAAUCACCUGCAAAGGGGACAUCUUUGUCAGUGAGCCCUCUCCCAGUCUGGAGGCCAUGCCUUACCCCACACCAUGUGACCAGAUGUUCUGGCGGCAGGUUGGAGGUCACCUACGCAUGGUGGAGUGUAACAGUGUUGGCAUAGUAUGGGGGAUCGGCUACGACCACACUGCCUGGGUCUACACAGGGGGCUAUGGUGGAGGCUUCUUCCAGGGACUGGCCAGCAGCACAGAUAACAUUUACACACAGUCAGAUGUCAAGAGUGUCUACAUCUACGAGAACCAGAGGUGGAACCCCGUCACGGGCUACACCAACAGAGGGCUACCCACAGACCGCUACAUGUGGAGUGACGCUUCCGGACUACAAGAGUGUUCAAAAACAAAUACGAAACCUCCAUCCCCCCAGUGGACAUGGGUGUCUGACUGGGCUAUCGACUACAGCGUCUCCGGGGGGACAGACAGAGAAGGCUGGCAAUACGCAGCUGAUUUUCCAGCGUCAUAUCAUGGCUAUAAAACGAUGAAGGACUUUGUGCGUCGCAGGCGAUGGGCCAGGAAGUGUAAAUUGACCACCACAGGACCAUGGCAAGAAAUCCCACCCAUACCACUGAGUGACGUGACCAUCCUGCCGUGUGCGGCUCAGAGCAACGUGGACGUGGUUCCUCUGUGGGCCAUCAGCAACAAAGGCGACGUGCUCUGCCGACUGGGCGUCACCACACUGACACCUGCCGGAUCCUCAUGGCUCCAUGUGGGAACUGACCAACCUUUCAAAUCCAUCUCCAUCGGGGCUGCCAGCCAAGUUUGGGCCAUCGCCAAGGACGGUUCUGCCUUUUACAGGGGGUCUGUCUCUUCACAGAGUCCAGCAGGAGACUCUUGGUACCACAUCCCCUCCCCAUCAAAACAGAAACUGAAGCAAGUGUCUGUUGGGAGGACAUCAUUGUACGCUGUAGAUGAAAAUGGUAACCUGUGGUACCGGCAGGGUCAAACCCCCAGGUACCCUCAGGGCUCCUCCUGGGAACACAUCUCUAAUAAUGUACGCAAGGUCUCCGUAGGGCCUCUGGACCAGGUGUGGAUCAUAGCGGACAAGGUGCAGGGUAGCCACAGUCUGAGUUGUGGAACGGUGUGCCAUCGACUCGGAGUCCAACCUAUGGAGCCAAAAGGACAGUCGUGGGACUACGGCAUUGGGGGUGGAUGGGACCACAUCACAGUGAGGGGGAACUCCAUUGAGCCACUGCGGGUCCAUCUUUCCCCUCAAACAGACCCGUCUACCCAAGUGUCUCGGAGUCCCCUCCCUGUCAGGAACACAGAGUUUAACAGCAAUGCUGUGGGAAGUUAGACACACGUAAACAAAGUAAGGCGCACACAUGCCGUGCAGAUACAGAGCCAUCCUGAACCGUUUUACCUUUGUGGUAAAUCUUUGUACAUAAUUCAGGUUCAAACUCUAGAAGACAACCUCUACGAGUGCACACUAACAGACAGUUAGUUUUUGGACAUUCAGAACAAUCUUCCAAUGCUGAGCUGAAUCUGUUUCCUUCUCUCUGAAGACGACCUUUAGUCUUUUGACCUUAAUGUUCAUUUUACUUAAUUUCCACUGUGUUGGUAUUUCUGUCUUCUGUUUCAUUUUUUUUUUUGCCACUGAUGACAUUGAGCUCCGGUCUUAAUGCAUUUUUUAUUAUUUAUUCAUCAAGAUGUGAUGUUUCUUUUGGGUUCUGUGUAUCACACGAUGGUGAGGAUGGAAGGGAUGUUUUUUGUUUUUUUUUAGAAGAUAUUUUAUGUUUGUCUGUUUUUUUUAAAGGGAAACAAUGCUGUAUUAGAAUUUCCAGCUGCUUAGCUGCCAAAUUGUCAACUCCAGUGCUCAAUUGCGUACAAUGAUUAUGUUUAACCUUAUCCUGCAGGCAACAGGUUAACACGUUUCAACAGAGUGAAGCCGGAUGACGCUGGAAAUAGAAGAACAUGGAUAACUGGAAAGAGACGAUGUUGUCCAGACUUUAAAAAAGUGUCCUCAAAUUAGAUGUCAUCUGUUGGUUUCUAAUUUUGUAGGUUUCUGAAAGAACUUCUUGAAACUUAAAUUUGGUUUUAUUUCGUGCAAAAAUCCAGCAAAUUGUUUGGAGCCAGAAAAUCAAAUUUAGAGUAAUGUGGUGAAACCUGUGUGAAGUUUGGAUGGGCGAGGAGCAACCUGAGUGUGAAAGGCUGAAAAUCCAAAACAAGUCUGUAACGCUUCGUGAAAAAAAUGUGACUUUUUUUUUUAGGUAAUUUAGAGGCUUUUCCAUUGCCUUUAAUACAGUCAAAGUGUUUUUCAGUGUCAGCAACUGUUAACAAGACCUGCACUGGUUCAUUUGUCUGUGGUGGUUGCUGCUUGCCUUGUACAAACAUCUGUGCAAUGUUUUUAUAAAGGUUUUAAUGUUGUUUUCUAACAAAACGGUAUCAUUGUCAUUGUCAUGUGACGUAAAUGAAAGAAAAGUCUGUAUUACUUGCAAAAAGUCUUGUGGUUGAAAUGCUGAAAAAUACUGAACCUUCCUCUUUCUCAGGAGAAUGCUUGCAUUUGCACGCUGCCUACUCCCUUUGGACUGAUAGUAGAAACACUAAGCAGUGACAGAAAAACAUUUAAAAAAAACACUAUAUUUUUGUUAGAAAUCUGUAAGAUAUUAGUAUUAUGCAGUAGGUAUAGUCGUAAUAUAUUAAGAUGGAGUCGUGUUUGUAUAUUUGACAAAGAAAAACUGAUCAAAGUAGUUUUCCAUUAAGAAAUAUUCAUGAACCACACACUGAUGAAUUUACAUCCGUUCAGUUAUUAAUUUCUGUGAGCUGAAAAACCACCAUUUCAUAAUGUACUGUCUAAACAUGACGCAGCAUUUGGAAAUGUUGAAAGUGUACAGAUGUCUGCGUGUAUUAUCUGUGAACUAAUGCCACGCUGUGUCACAUCAGUGCUUUUGACAUUGUGGAGUACAUUUCUGUGUUGUGCAUGGUCAAAAUAAGUCCUCCUUGUCAAUAAAUAAACAUAUUUAUUGAUAAAA